This is a messenger RNA of Lichtheimia ornata, 903 nucleotides long. RefSeq lists its product as uncharacterized. NCBI's taxonomy places the organism in Eukaryota, Fungi, Mucoromycota, Mucoromycetes, Mucorales, Lichtheimiaceae. The record is from RefSeq and is a predicted model, not a curated record. The coding region runs from base 1 to 903 and encodes 300 amino acids. The transcript is spliced from 5 exons.
AUGCAACAGGGUUCCCAUCAGCGUCGUGGUGCUUCUUUGGUGUCGUCUUCUGUGGCCUUAGUGCCUUCAUCUUCAUUGCCUUCUGUGCCUCAAGAGCCAGCUGUGCCUUCCUCUGCUGCCAAUGUGUCUUGUGCCAUUGUGCCUGUCGUCUGUGCCCAUGUGCCAGCUCGUGCCAUUGUGCCUUGUGCCAAUGUGCCUUCAAUGCCUUCUGUGCCACAACAGCCAGUUGUGCCCGCUUCCGCCAAUGUGCCUCAUUCUGCCAAUGUGCCUCGCGUCAUUGUGCCUGCUCCUCUUCCCGUUGUUGCUAUACCGGUUCCCGUUGCCACCACUACCGAUGCCGAUGUUGCUCACCUUUAUGAUGCAUUCAAGGCCCGAUCCUUGGUGGAUGCAUUUGGGAUACUAUUAGUGCCACUUUUCGAGACGUUGACAGUUGCCGAUGCCUAUGACGAGGACGUGUACAUGCGACCUCCCGUCGAUGUCCAUUACCAGGAGCCAUUGUGGCUUGCUGGCAUCAUCUUGAGUGAUUUCAUGGACGACACGGACGACAUGGAUGCUUCUUUCUCUCCUCUUCCUUCGCCACUCCUUACUCCUCUUCCUUUCGCUCCUGGUGUCCCUGUUGUUGCUUCACCUGAACCUGUUCCUAUGUAUCUUGAUUCCGCUUCCCUUGGUAUUCCUCUUUUGCCCGCACCUAUGCAUACCACUCCUAUCGCACGACUUACGCCCUCACCAAUCCUUGUUGCCACUCCUUUUGUUCAUCCUUUUCGUACUACUACUACGCCUAUGCCAUCCCCUGAAAACUUUAUGCAGCAACCUAUGCCACCGCCAUCACUAAAACGUCCUCAACCUUUCACCAUCGCCUCCGCCUCUUUAUCACCAUCAUCAUCACCAUCAUCACCACCAUGA